AUGGAAGGCACUCACUGCACCCUCCAAUUGCAUAAGCCCAUUACAGAACUCUGCUACAUCAGCUUCUGUCUUCCAAGGGGAGAAGUCAGAGGAUUUUCAUACAAGGGCACUGUAACUAUAGACAAAUCCAAUAAAGGCUUUCAUAACUGCUACCAAGUCAGGGAGGGGUCAGACAUCAUCAGCCUCAGCCAGCAGCCCAACGAACAUCCAGGCGACAUAUUUUUCAAGCAAACACCCACAAAAGACAUUCUAACUGAGCUGUACAAACUCACAGCGGAGAGGGAGCGACUGCUGGCCAACCUGCUGAGUUCAGACUACAUCCUCGGGAUUACGAUGGGCAACCAAGAGGGGAAACUGCCCGAACUGUCCGUGAGCCUGGCACCCGAUGACGACUGUUUCCAGAGUGCUGGAGACUGGCGGGGGGAGCCCCCGUUGGGAUCUCUCAAUAAGAGGAGCACCCAUGGGAACAAAAAGCCCCGGAGAUUCGGCGGGAGGAGAGAGAGCUUUCAGACACUUCCACAGAAAAGGAUAAGAAGAAAAGGACAUGGAAGCCAGGAAUCAGCUGCUCAGAUGGGGAAGGACCGGAUCUAUUCCAGUAACUCAUUUUCUCCUUCUCAAACAAGGCCUAAUCUCUUAGAGGAAAGAGGGAACCUACUCCCAAAUAGGGCACUUACUGCAUCCCUGCAGAGGAAAGAGAGCUGCCCCCCAGAGAUUCCCAGGACACUGGAUGCAGACCCCGGCUUUGGGAGCUUUGGGGUGGCUUCUGAGAAUACUGGGUUUGGGAGAGUGGUGCCUCCUGACCACAGCUCCACUGAGGCCAAGGCAGGCCAUGAUGGUGUUCAGGGGAUGCAGAGGAGGCAAACAGGUUUGUCUGAAAGCCACAAAGACCCUGAGAAGCAUCCCAAGGCAGAGAGUGGCCGGAGGGAGAAGUCAGCUGAGCAGUCUUGCAGGAAGAAACCUGUUUCUAAAGUGGUGGCCAAAGUCCAGAAUCUGUCUGCUCAGGUGCAAAGAGUAGUUCAGAUGCAUCCUGAGGGUGAAGAAAGGAUUGCCAUUUGUCCAGAAGCCCAAGCUGAGUUUGUAUUGAAAGCUGACUUGCUCACCCUCCCAGGAGCUGAGGCUCAGGUUCAGUGUCCUCAGUGGAGCAAAAGGCAGCAAGGGGACCAGUCACUGGUUAGAUUAAGAGCCUCCACUUUUAGUUCAUCAGCCAGUGCUGAGGGGGCUGUAAACAAGAUCCUUCUGAAGGUGAUAGAGAGUGAGAAGUUAGAUGAAGCCACUGAAGGGAAAAGACUAGGCUUCCCCCUUAGCACGAAAGCCACCCAUACCCUCCCAGAAACCAGAAACAAGAGGAAAACUGGAUUGCCUCUGGGUGGCCACAAAACCUUGUUUCUGGGUCUGCCCCACAGCGUAGACCCUGACUCCUCAGAACCCAGAGGUGAUGAGAAGAGGCCAUCUCCUCCAGCACUGCCAGCUCUCGGCAUAGUAUUUAAUAAUUCAUCCCCUCAGUCCCAGUCCGGCACACACAAACGGAUGCCACCUGUUUCCUCUCCUCUGUCUCCAAGGCUGCCCAGCCCUCAGCAACAUCAUAGGAUCCUCCGGCUCCCUUCACUGCUUGGUGAGAGGGAAGCUGCUCUUAAUGACUUACCUGCUAGGAAGAGUGGUGUCAUCUCUGGGUCCCCCUCUGCUGACACCUUGGAGCCACCAUCCUCUGCAAAGUUCACGGAGACCAAAGGAGCCAGCCCAGCCUCCCUCAGAGCAGGCCAACCUUGGUUGGUUCCUGGGGAACCUUUGGAAAAGAGCUUGGGGCCAGGGAAGACCACAGCUCAGCUUCAGCACCAGUCACCUUCAGGCAUCUCAUCCGAGGGCUUUCCUGGGGACUGCUCCAAGGAGCAGACAGCAACUAAAGACCUUCCCACUAGAGAUGGAGGUUCAUGGGUCCUGGGCUAUAGAUCAGGACCAGCCUAUCCAUUUCUGCUCCAUGAGGAGAAAGAGAAACCAAACAGAAGCGAAUUAUUCUUGGAUCUUCACCCAGACCAGAGCCCCACUGAGCAGGACGACAGGACUCCUGGCAGACUCCAAGCUGUCUGGCCACCGCCAAAGACAAAAGACACAGAAGAAAAAGUGGGAUUGAAGUACACUGAAGCAGAGUAUCAAGCUGCUAUUUUACACUUGAAGAGGGAACACAAAGAAGAAAUUGAAAACUUGCAGGCCCAAUUUGAACUUAGAGCCUUUCACAUCCGAGGUGAGCAUGCAGCAGUAACAGCGAGACUAGAAGAAACCAUUGCGAAUCUCAACCAUGAGUUAGAACACCGCUGGCGAGGAGGGUCUGAAGAAAUGAGAGAUGCAUGCAUCUCCACUGAUGACGACUGCCCUCCAAAGACCUACAGAAAUGUGUGCAUCCAGACAGACAGGGAGACCUUCCUGAAACCCUGUGAAGGUGAAAGCAAGACAACCAGAAGUAACCAAAUAGUACCCAAAAAGCUGAAUAUCUCCUCUUUAAGCCAACUUUCUCCCCCAGAUGACAACAAAGACAUCCAUGCCCCACUUCAGUCUGUGGAAAGCAUCUCAUCUAAUCAGCAGAAGGCAUCAUCUCCUCCUCCUGCACCCCCCCUACCAGCCCCUAUCCCUCUCCCUCCUGCACUUCCACCUGGCCUUGGACCUUUGCCACUAGCACCUCCCAUACCACCUGUGAGUGCUGGGCCACCACCACCACCACCUCUGCCACCUCCUCUACCUCCAAGUGCUGGACCACCCCCACCUCCUCCUCCUCCACCCCCACUUCCUAACUUACCUCCUCUGCCUAACAGUGGAGGCCCCCCUCCUGCUCCAACACCCCCAGGACUUGCACCCCCACCUCCCCCUGGACUCUUCUUUGGAGUUGGGUCUUCUUCUAGCCAAUGUCCUCGAAAGCCGGCCAUCGAGCCCAGUUGUCCCAUGAAGCCUUUAUAUUGGACUAGAAUACAAAUAAGUGAUAAGAGCCAAAAUGCUACACCAACCUUAUGGGAUUCCUUAGAAGAACCUGAUAUUCGGGAUACUAGUGAAUUUGAGUAUUUAUUCUCCAAAGACACAACUCAACAGAAGAAAAAACCUCUGUCAGAGACCUAUGAGAAGAAAAACAAGGUCAAAAAGAUCAUCAAGUUAUUGGAUGGAAAACGAUCUCAAACUGUGGGGAUCUUGAUAUCUAGUUUGCAUCUAGAAAUGAAGGAUAUCCAGCAGGCUAUUUUCAACGUGGAUGACUCUGUGGUCGAUCUGGAAACACUGGCGGCCUUGUAUGAAAACAGAGCUCAAGAGGAUGAAUUGGUUAAAAUAAGAAAGUAUUAUGAGACAUCCAAAGAAGAAGAACUGAAACUUCUGGAUAAACCUGAACAAUUUUUACACGAGUUAGCCCAGAUCCCAAAUUUUGCUGAACGUGCCCAGUGUAUAAUCUUCAGAUCUGUCUUUUCUGAAGGUAUCACCUCCUUGCACCGAAAGGUAGAAAUCAUCACAAGAGCGUCUAAGGGUUUGCUACACAUGAAGAGUGUGAAGGAUAUUUUAGCUCUCAUUCUAGCUUUUGGAAAUUAUAUGAAUGGAGGAAAUAGGACUCGGGGACAAGCAGAUGGAUAUAGCUUAGAAAUCCUGCCCAAGCUCAAGGAUGUCAAAAGUCGGGAUACUGGGAUUAAUCUGGUGGACUAUGUUGUGAAGUAUUAUCUCCGUUACUAUGACCAGGAAGCAGGAACAGAAAAGAGUGUUUUCCCCCUGCCUGAGCCACAAGAUUUCUUUCUGGCCUCCCAAGUCAAAUUUGAAGACCUUGUAAAAGAUCUGAGGAAACUGAAGAGGCAACUAGAAGCGAGUGAGAAGCAGAUGAUGGUGGUGUGCAAGGAGUCUCCAAAGGAGUAUCUCCAGCCUUUCAAGGACAGAUUAGAAGAGUUCUUCCAGAAAGCCAAAAAGGAGCAUAAAAUGGAAGAAAGUCAUUUGGAGAAUGCACAGAAGAGUUUUGAAACAACAGUAGGAUACUUUGGGAUGAAGCCAAAGUCUGGUGAGAAGGAGAUCACACCCAACUAUGUGUUUAUGGUGUGGUAUGAGUUCUGCAGUGACUUCAAGACCAUUUGGAAACGGGAGAGUAAAAACAUAUCUAAAGAAAGAUUGAAAAUGGCUCAGGAAUCUGUCAGCAAGUUGACAUCAGAGAAGAAAGUGGAGACAAAGAAAAUCAAUCCCACAGCUAGUCUGAAAGAAAGACUGCGUCAAAAGGAAGCCAGUGUGACUACCAACUAA
Molecule: messenger RNA, 4248 nt
Organism: Orycteropus afer afer
Lineage: Eukaryota; Metazoa; Chordata; Mammalia; Tubulidentata; Orycteropodidae
Gene: FMN1
Product: formin 1
Exons: 18
Coding region: 1-4248 (1415 amino acids)
Biological process (GO): actin nucleation
Cellular component (GO): actin filament; endoplasmic reticulum membrane; cytoplasm
Molecular function (GO): microtubule binding
Source: RefSeq, a predicted model, not a curated record